Messenger RNA from Melanotaenia boesemani (Boeseman's rainbowfish), 4304 nucleotides. Its product is annotated as seizure protein 6-like. The transcript is spliced from 18 exons. Lineage: Eukaryota; Metazoa; Chordata; Actinopteri; Atheriniformes; Melanotaeniidae. The record is from RefSeq and is a predicted model, not a curated record. Gene Ontology annotation, biological process: regulation of dendrite development; synapse maturation. Gene Ontology annotation, cellular component: dendritic spine; neuronal cell body; dendritic shaft. The coding region runs from base 261 to 3035 and encodes 924 amino acids.
AACGCACCAGAAUAUCUUCUUCCUUAAGCAGCUCCAAACUUUCCUCCCUGGUCUCCGUGUUCCCCCGGCUGACGCUAGGAGCUGUCCGAGGCUCUGACAGCAGGGGACAAACUAACCGCAUUUCGACUCGUUAAUGAAAAGAAUCCAGACGGCAAACCCGGGCUGACCGCGGGGAGCUGAGUCUGGAUGAUCGCUGUUCAGCGGAGCUCUCAGAGGAAAAGUGUUGAUCCCAAGGACGUUCCUGUUCGGCGCGAGGAGACAUGAACGAGCGCAGAGCUCAUCUUCCCAUCCUCCUGAUCCUGGUGGAGGUGAUGGUGGGAAUGAGUACUGAAGCCGCUCCCUCUGAGGAUGCUCCAUCCAUCACCACAGUAGGCACUCUGGUGAGGGGCGCCAAGCUUUUCCCCACCACCCAAGACUCAGGCCGGAGGCCGCCUGUGGUCACCACCAUCUCACCCAUUAACGUUCCGAAUCACCACCCACUCUACAGGAACAACCGCCAACACCAGACUACACCUGGUCCUCAUGGUCGGUUUAAGUACUUUGUAGACUCUGGCAUAUCCAACAUGCAGCCCACUUACUUCAUCCCGCCAUCUGAAAUCCCACCGGAAAAACACAGAAAACUUUCACCUGCGAGUGCUGAGAGCUCCAGCAUGGAAGCAGCCACAUUAUCAGCCAAUUCCCACUUCAGUAGCCCGGUUCAAGUUAGCAACACAGUUUUAAGGGAUUCUACCAGCAAUCCUCCCAUAGCUGCAGAGCAGGAAGAGUCACAGCCAAGGACUGAUGAGGAAGAGCCAAGCACGACCACCAUACAGAGUCCAGUUUCCUGCCAAAUUAAUCUCACUGGUCCUGAAGGCUACAUAGAGGCUCCACCACAGUCCAGCUCUUCUUUUCACUCCACUGUGGAUUGCACUUACAUAAUUACUGUCUAUAUGGGCUACGGUGUUGAGGUCCAGGUGAUGAAUGUGAACCUGUCUGAGAGUGAGAAGGUGGUUUUUGAAGACAUGAUCCAUGGAGAGAACAACAUGCUGGCCAAUGAAUCCAUCCUGAUGAAAGGUUUGGUUUUACGAAGUCACAGUAACCAAAUCUCCAUCCAUGUUCACAGUCUGAGGUCUCAGACUAGAUCCCUCCUGCUCAGAUACCAAGCCUUCGUGUUGAGCUGCAUCUUCCCUCGACGGCCUCUUUACGGCGAUGUAUCAGUGAACAGCCUCCAUUCUGGAGGAAAGGCGUUCUUCUCUUGUCGGACUGGCUACCGGCUGCAGGGCUCCACUGUGCUAACAUGCUGCAAUGCUAGCACCCCCUACUGGAGUGGCAAGAAACCACACUGUCUAGCUGCUUGUGGGGGAUUCAUCAGAAACGUCACAGUUGGUCGGAUUAUCUCUCCUGGUUUUCCCAACAACUACAGCAACAAUCUAACUUGUCAAUGGUUGCUGGAGGCCCCUGAGGGCCAAAAGCUGCACAUCCAUUUUGAGAAAGUAGCCCUGGCCGAAGAUGAUGAUCGGUUGCUGAUCAAGAACGGUAACAGUAUAAUUGCACCUGUGUUAUAUGAUUCCUAUGAAGUUGAAUACCUACCAAACGAAGGCCUCCUUAGCACAUCCAGGAAUCUUUUCAUCGAGAUUACCACAGAUGCUUCAGGAACAUCCACUGGCAUUGCCAUCAGGUACCAAGCCUUUGCAGCAGGCCACUGCUACGAACCCUUUGUGAAGUAUGGAAAUCUGACCAGUAGCGACAGCACUUGGGCGGUGGGAGCUGUGGUGGAGUUUUCCUGUGACCCGGGCUAUACCUUAGAACAAGGAUCUGUCACCAUUGAAUGCAUGGACCUCAGCAGUCCACAGUGGAACGAUACUGAACCUGCCUGCAGAGCUGUUUGUAGUGGUGAGAUCACAGACUCUGCUGGAGUUGUUCUCUCUCCUAAUUGGCCUGAAGCCUACGAUAAGGGACAGGACUGUAUCUGGGGAAUCCAUGUCCAGGAAGACAGGAGGAUCAUGCUGGACAUCCAGGAGUUGAACAUUGGAAAGAAUGAUAUAUUGACUAUUUAUGAUGGAGAUGACCUUACAGCCAGAGUCCUGGGUCAGUACGGGGGAUUAAAACCUCACUUUAAAAUCUACACCUCCACCGCAGAUGUCACCAUCCAGUUCCAGUCUGACCCCGCCACCAACAUCUACGGAUAUGGAAAUGGCUUCAUCAUCCACUUCUUUGAAGUAGCUCGUAACGACACUUGUCCUGAGCUCCCUGAGAUUGCUAACGGCUGGAAGAGUUCAUCCCAGCCUGAGCUGGUCCAGGGCACCGUGGUGACUUACCAGUGUUACCCCGGUUAUCAGCUGUUGGGCUCCGAGCUGGUCAUGUGUCAGUGGGACCUCACCUGGAGUGGUGACAUUCCCACUUGUGAGAGAGCUGUAUCCUGUUCUGAUCCUGGGAAAGUGGAGAAUAGCACGCGGGUUAUGUCUGCCCCACAUUUUAUUGUGGGUUCAACUAUCCAGUAUAUCUGCAACAAAAGAUUUAGGCUUUCUGGAAACAGCCUGCUCACCUGCUUCAGUCGAGGCUCUCUGGGCCCCAGAUGGAACCAGAAGCUGCCUAGAUGCCUGCCUGAGACUUUUGAGCCUUGCAGUCAUCCAGGGACCCCCUCCAAUGCGACCUCCAGCUCCAAUAAGCUUCACUUCCAGGUUGGAGAGACCCUGCACUACUCCUGCCACUCUGGACACCAGCUCUUGGGUGAUCCUGUUCUCCACUGUGUCUCUGGACACCCAUCUCAGUGGAGUAGGCUGCCACCUGUCUGUAAAGUGUCUUCUGCAAACUUUGGGAUGGAGAGAGUCCAGGUGACUGUUGCUGUCCUCAUCAUCAUCCUCCUCAUCCUCUGCACGGGGGUCUACCUUUACUAUUCGAAGGGUCAGAGGAAGCCCCUCCAGUUCUCCCUGUCCUCCAGCUCACCUUAUGAAAACAUCAUUGGAGAAACCAUGAUAGACACCUCCGUCUAUCAUGGCCACACCUUUGAGACAACGAUCACUGAGGAAACCAGAGAAUAUGAGGUUUCCAUCUGAAGACACCAGCAUUGUCUGUGUUGCAGAAUAAACUGAUAUGAAUCUGACUGGCUUUUUCAAUGCUCUUCACACUCACUCCUCUGUGGCAAUGAGCCUCCUUUUAUCGACACCACGGGGCCUAGAGAAGCUUUUCACCAGUAAAAGUCCAGCAGCAACAGGCUGUACAGUUAUUACUCCCUUCUUCACAUCCUGAGGGCAUCUCAGACAGCAGAAGGAAAGGGAGGGAAACGGUGGAACUGCAACUUUUCUGUUACUUAACCUUCAUUAAACAUCCUGACAUCAGCUUUUAUCAGUGCCACUAAAACUACUACUUAUUAUACUGAUUAACCUCCUGGAGCUUACUGUACCUUAAACAAAAGGAAUUCCUCUGCUUUUGAGAGGGAGUUGUUGGAUCGAUGGUUUAGGACAGAAAUGGGUCCUGGGGUAAAAUUAUCCAAGCUCAGUAACAAGAAACAGCUAGCUUUGCCCAGUGAUUAAAUAUUUACCAUGAACAACUCUGGAAAUGAAUAAAACAUGCUGUAUAUUAAUAACGUUAAAAUUGAAAAAUAGAGAAGGAGUAUUUUACUCAUCUACUGUUGAACAAAACGGUGGAAGAUGUGAGGAAAUGAAGUUUGGAAAAUAUCUGCAAACAAAAAUUAAAAUCAAUGUGACAGUUUCCAGGGAUUCCUGUUUUUGUUGUUAAUUUAACUUAUAGAUUUUGUAUUCCUGUAGAAAUGUGAGUUUAUUCUUGGUAAAGAAUAAGAGAUGUUUACUGACUGAUUUCUGCAGACAUCAGCCAGUUUAUUAAUCCUUGUAUUACAGCAGAUUGUCAGGUCAGGAUUUUAAAGGGAAAAUAUUGUGGAAAAAUAAAAAAAAACUUUUUGUUCUCAUGCUUGUGUGUUUGGAUGUUUGUUUGACUUUCAAUUUAAAAUCUCUGGCUAACAAAACUCUGUCCCACUUUUGGUCUUAAAAUUCAUCAGUUCAGUCUUGUUGCAUCCAAGCCUGUGAAUGAACCCUUCAGAUCAGCAGUCAGUGUUUCUGGUAUAUUUCUAAAGUUACAAUCAGAAUUUUCACCAGCAACACUUUUAUCUCGGGAAAAUAAACCACAUUAUCAGUGCAUCGUCCAUGAUUUUUUUAAUGGUUUUUAUUGAUGUUAAUUCAUGAAAAUGUUGAACACAACAAAAUGACUCUGUUUUCCAAGACAGAACAAAAUGAUUUAAUAAAGGUGGGCACAUGCUACAGGAUAAUCAGGCCAUUUUUGUCCCAAUCUUUCUCUACGAUCAAAGCUAG